AUGUGUUAAUGCAACACAAGGGAAGGCAGAACUCACGGAUGUCCUAUUUACAACGUUGUUAUUUCAUCGCAUAAACGUUAGCAAUGUCUGGCCACAAUCCGCCACACGGGCGAAUGGGACAACCGAACACUACGUGGAAUCCGUUACAGGUCCCGUCGUACGUUCCAAGACAACCGCAGCUGGCGCACAUGUCGAGCGAACGAUCAAUGGCGCGCUCUCCUCUAACGUGGCCUAAUCCACCGACAACGCAUCAGGACAAAGUGUACAACUUAAUGACCGGCAAUCUAAUGAACAACCUUGAAAUGAACCCGCUAUUGCAAGGAUAUGGUCGUAACGUUGCUAUGCCGCUGGGAUCGGUUGACCUCAGCUUGUCGUCUGCCUCACGAAGUACACCUUCUCCGAAAGGAGUCCACAACAGCAUCCAGACAUCUGCCACGACUUCACAUUCGUCACAUACCUCGUCGUCUUCAACAACACUGCCAUCAAACAUUCCCACCAGUGGCGUUCACAGUAUGACCGGCGAUAGUGGGCUUCCUGGGAGUAACCACCAAUCGCGACCCAGCAUCCCUCCAUCCUCGGGCGGAGUUAUCCAGUCGACCACUGUGGCAGCACUGAAAGAACGCAUGCAUCAGGGCACCGGUAGUACCGGUGGGAUGCCAUCUAGCGGAACCGGAAGCACAUCCAAUGCCUUCGGUAUGACGAAUACAAUCAACGACGGUAGUAAUAGUACGAUGGGCGCAAACAUCGUACGAGGAGGAAAUGGUUUCGGGGCCGGAUUGAACAAUCGCACAGCCAACGAUCUGGCCGCACUGGUGUCGGGCGGUCUGUUUGUGAAGGAUGCGAAGCAAAUCAACAGCGAAAUGGAUAGUAAAAAUGGUCGCGACUGUUUUUCGCACCUUUCCUGCACGGACUCGGCCGAUCUGGUAAAAGAGUUUGUGUUGCAAACGAUGCACUGUAACGCUCUGUCGGUUUCACCAAAGCGAACCUCCCCAGCGAGAUCAUCGGCACAGUCUGCUUUAAGUCCGAGCAGAAGCCGAAGUCCGCCUUUAAAUUUACUGCUCGGACCGUCCGCGAUCGAUGGAAAGCUGGAUUGCUUGAAUAGCACGUUUCCCUUGCCGAGUAACAACGCAUCCGUGCCAUUAUCGUUAAGUUCCGACACUACCGCACCUUCGGCAACUAUGGACGGAACCGAUGUGGCAACGGUAACGGCUCGUGCACUAGGAUCGUUGCUAUCCGGAACUGCUGCUAGUGAAAUGGCAACCGGUGCAUCGACACCCUGCCAGCUUAAUCCUUCCACUUCGCCAACAGGAAAUAGUAUGGCCUCGAGUGAAGAUUCGGUCGAUUCGUCCAACAGCAGAAGUAACAACGCUCGGAGGAGACGAAAGCCAGAAAAAACGAACAAAAUGAACGCGACAUUCCCCCUCGAGGAAGGCAAAUCAUUGUUCCCUGUGGCAGCAAAACCUACCGUUGGUGGAAUGCCCGGUAUGGAUGAGUUGGAUAGUUUACGAUCGAAUCACACCGCAAGAAACGAUAUUACGGCACUAGCGAUCGAAGGUAUUAAUGCGCUCAGUCACGGAUUGUCGGCGACCCAGUGCGAUCUUAGUCAAAGUCAACCACCGCUGGACAGCAAUGCCAGUGGGCAUAGCACACAGCACGACAUCUUCCUUCCGCUUCACGCACAACGAAAGCCACUGCCCGAAACGCCACACGAUCAUGAGCAGCAAAAGCUUCUACUAGAAACACUUAUCCAAAGCAAUAUGAACAAUAAUGGCACCGAUACGGUCGGUUCCAAUUUACAAACAUCCACAGCAGCAAGUAGUAGUGGGCCAGUAUCGGACGGUCCGGGACCAGUUGACGUGAAUGAGUUGCAAAAGCAGGAUACGAACGAUUGCGAAACGAUUGACAAAAUUGCCGCGAUGGUGUCGUCUACUAGUGCGAUCGCUACCAAGCUUUUGCUGGACAAAGUAACGGAAUCAACGAACGAUAAUAAUGGUAUUACGAACUGUAAUGGGCCUGGUCAGCAGACGGGUAAGCACACGCAACAUGAGGAAAAAAAUGGUCACAAGGGUGAGAAGAAGGCGAAUGCUUCCGACAGCAGCUAUGAGGAGGUUGAGAACAAAUUGGAGGAAAUGUUUGCGGGCAUCGAAGAGCAGCCGGGAAAUGGUGUAGAAUCGAUCGUACAAAAAGAAUCGCCGAAUGCUGAGGAUCAUCGGCGUGCUCCGAAUGCAGCGGCGGCUUCCAUCGAACAUGGUCCAACGGCAAGCGUAUCGGAUGGUGAUGUGAUGAAACAACUCUCGAAUGAUUUGCUGGCGGAACCGUGUGAAAAUCCAACUAGCAAUCCUGCCCGUUCCAGCAAUGGAAGCGGGAAGAAACCAUUAACUCCCGCACAAAAGCGUAGCAAUGGCAGCAAACUGGUCACACCGUCGGAGGAGAGUACAAUGAUCACCAGUACGCCGGUUCCGGUAAAACGCAAACGGGGACCGAAGAAGAAAUCGAACGCACACAGCAAACCCUCUUUUAUGGAAUCGGAAGGACCAUCGCUGUUGGGUCUGAAGGCAUUAAGUAACAAAAAUAUAGGCAAAGCUGGAAAAGCAGGUGUUGGUGGUGCGGGUAAAAAGGGUUCCAAGGGAGCAAAGGGAAAGGGUAGCAAGAGCAAGGAUCGCGAAUUGUCCCAUGUCGGUGCGGGAUGGUUUGCGGGUGGCAGUAGUGUUGCUGCUGCUUCUUCUGCUGCCUCCACCAGUAUAGACCCGAACGGGAAGUACAAGGGACCAUACGUACAGGUCAAAGCGGACGGAUACCAUACCGUCAUCAAUGCGCCACUAAACGAGGAGGACAGUGACAAAACGCAGCACAAGACGAAAAAGUUCGGCAACAGUCUGAACAGCUCGGAGCGAAGCAAAAUUCGCGGUCUGCAUGUAAGCACGCUCAGCACCAAGUACGAUGCGGACACGACCGAUACGAGCUGGAUGUGUGUGUUUUGUAAGAUGGGACCGCACAAGUUUCGGCUGGGCGAUCUGUACGGUCCCUACAUCAUCAGUACGACGUCAAGCGAGUACGAGCAGAGCCAGGUCGAUGUGGAUUACUUUAGUGUGCGUCGAACGCGCGACGAUCUCGAAUCAAACCUAGCCCGACAGAAGCGUGCGGCGGAAAAGCUGAAAGAGCAGCAUCAGAGUGGUUCGAAGAGUAAAAAGCGGAAAAACGCUGCAGGAGUGGCAGUGAAUGUUGCCCCUAUACCAUUGCCAGGUCCGAGCUGCUCGAAAGAGAUGACGCUCAAGGAGGAGAAAUGUGAUGAUGACGCCCUGCAUCGUGCGGAACAGCAAACAUCGACAGAGAUUUUCUACGGUAUGAUCAAAGCAAGUGAUAACACGUACGAGGUAUGGACGCACGAGGACUGCUUAGUUUGGGCGCCCGGCGUGUACAUGGUGGGGACACGCAUCGUCGGGCUGGAGGCGGCCAUAUGGAAUUGCUGCCGGCAUCAGUGUCAGUUCUGCCGACACUAUGGUGCCGUGCUGAGCUGUCUGUAUCAGGGAUGUCACGCCAAGGCACACUACAUUUGUGCUCACAAACAAAGCUGGAAGAUGACGGAAGAUUUCCAAUCGUUCUGUCAACUGCACACCGGAAAGCCGGAUCUUGCUGACGGUGGGGAUGUGGUAGCGUCUAGUAGUAGAGAGGUUACUGGUACUACUACUGCUGCCGCAACGACAGCACAAGCAAAGCAGCUUAAGAAGGAAGGAAAGCCAGGUAAGGCGGUAGUUAGCUUGACAACGAGUGCGUCAUGA
Molecule: messenger RNA, 3779 nt
Organism: Anopheles maculipalpis
Lineage: Eukaryota; Metazoa; Arthropoda; Insecta; Diptera; Culicidae
Exons: 8
Coding region: 84-3779 (1231 amino acids)
Biological process (GO): regulation of transcription by RNA polymerase II
Cellular component (GO): nucleus
Source: RefSeq, a predicted model, not a curated record